AUGAAAUCAUUACUCGUUCUCUUAUACAGCGCGACACUGCUACUUGGAAUAACCAACGCGACCCAAUUCCAAAACUUCUACCCAUUCUAUCGGACAACCUUGACGACUGAGAGGCCUGACUGCCACGCAUACUACGAUGCCUCGAUCGAAGCCCACAAUACAUCCGAUCCAAAUACCUGCAAGCACAUGGUCAACUGCUUACUCGAAGGCGGUGGCGAGGUGAAUAAAGCCGACUGGUCAUCUGCAACAGUGCUACUCGGCUUGACACCAUCUAUACUGGGAAUGGUGGCACCUACGAUUGAGGAACGCCUGCAGCUGCUCAGAGAAAGGCCUAUACUGGGGUUUUUGAGCAUCCUUGCCGCCCCGUCGCUUACGUUCUCGAGACCCUGGAUAAAGCCAGACAAUCCCAACGAAAAUAAGAUUGACUGGAUUCGACAGUAUGCCUUUGGAAGAGGCCCCAAAGCAUAUUGGAUUGUAGUGCAAUAUCUCUCCGUGGCUCUUGCCACUGCGAACGUUAUUGAAAACGCAAUCAGACUUGGGAAUCAGACAAUCAUUAGCUGGAAAUGCAACAUGUCAUACCUUGAGCUUGCAUGGGUUUUGCUAGCACCCGUACCCAUUCUCAUUGCGUUGAUACGGUACAUUGGACCUCUCUCAAAAAAGCCCAAAGAAGACGAGGCGACAGAAAUCAGGCAGGGUUCGACAACGACGGAGGGAUCGACAACGACAGAGAAGUCGAAAACGCCCACAGUGGACUUUUGGGAAGGGCUCCUUGAUUCGGUUGCGAACAUUCACGGCCUUGUCCAUGUUGUGUUUGGGACGAUAGUGCUUUCCUCAGUCCAAUUCAUCGGCACUUUGGAUGCACUAGGGGUUAUGGGCCGUUUCGCAGCAUCCGCACUCAUUGUCCAAUUUGUUACAAUGACUCAGCUCUAUGGCAAGCCCGAUGAUUUGGCGAAGCUGGAGCGCUCCGAGCGGCUCAAACAGAAGCGCGAUCUUGAAACCCAAGCUCCCGUGAAGGAAGAUAGGACGAAUUUUAAAGAGAGGGUAUACGAAAUGGUCGAACGGUUUGAUAGGACGAGUUUUAAAGAGAGGGUAUACGGAAUGGAUGGCAAUGGUCUUGACAAAGGAGCACAAGUAGAGUGA
This is a messenger RNA of Penicillium cataractarum, 1140 nucleotides long. RefSeq lists its product as uncharacterized. NCBI's taxonomy places the organism in Eukaryota, Fungi, Ascomycota, Eurotiomycetes, Eurotiales, Aspergillaceae. The transcript is spliced from 2 exons. The record is from RefSeq and is a predicted model, not a curated record. Bases 1 to 1140 code for a protein of 379 amino acids.